Molecule: messenger RNA, 732 nt
Organism: Pelmatolapia mariae (spotted tilapia)
Lineage: Eukaryota; Metazoa; Chordata; Actinopteri; Cichliformes; Cichlidae
Gene: barx1
Product: BARX homeobox 1
Exons: 4
Coding region: 1-732 (243 amino acids)
Biological process (GO): regulation of DNA-templated transcription
Molecular function (GO): DNA binding; DNA-binding transcription factor activity, RNA polymerase II-specific
Source: RefSeq, a predicted model, not a curated record
AUGCAGCAUCCUUUGGACAUGGGGGCGCAUUACUAUCCUCCGGAUGUUCAUGCAGACCACAGAACUCAUCGCUACAGGAGUUUCAUGAUAGAGGAGAUCCUCACAGAUCACCCGGAGCACAAAGCUUCGGCUCCGGCCGGGGAGCUGCUUAAGUUCGGAGUACAAGCUCUACUCUCCGCGCGGCCUUUCCAUAACCAACUGGUGCUUAAAGCCGACCAGACGAGCCUCCUAAAGUUCCCCAUGUCCCCGCUGUCCUGCUCGCUGGGCUCCCCGCUCCUGUCCGCGGCCCCGGGCCUGCAGAUAGGCGCGGCGUCCCACCACCUGCCGCUGGACCUCCACCUCCGCGGGAAGCUGGAGCACGGAGCCGACGCAGGCAGCAAGACCAAGAAGGGCCGCCGCAGCCGCACCGUGUUCACCGAGCUGCAGCUGAUGGGCCUGGAGAAACGAUUCGAGAAGCAGAAGUACCUUUCUACACCCGACAGAAUAGAUCUCGCAGAGUCUCUCGGUCUGAGUCAGCUCCAAGUGAAAACAUGGUACCAGAACAGGAGGAUGAAAUGGAAGAAAAUUGUGCUGCAGGGCGGCGGCCUGGAGUCCCCGACCAAGCCCAAAGGUCGCCCUAAGAAGAACUCCAUCCCCAGCAGCGAGCAGCUCUCUGAGCAGGAGCGAUCCACCGCAGAGGCUGACCGGCCCGAUGGCUCCAGCUCCCACUUAGAGAACGCUCAGGAGGAAUGA